AUGGCUGAAAAGUGUGCAGACCAACUUGAUUCAGGAUUCGCAAAACAACUUCAUAAGAAAACUGGUCAAAUUGUUAUUCUUGGUUUUCAUAAUGCUGGAAAAACAACUUUAUCACGUACAUUACAAGAUAAUUCAUCUGAUGAAUAUACAUCAAGUUUAUCUUCACGUAGUAGUCAUUUAUGGAAACAUUAUAUUCCAAGUGUUGAUUCAAUUAUAUUUCUUGUUGAUGCAAUUGAUCCAAUUCGUUUUGCUAAAGCAACAGCAGAACUUGAGGACCUAUUAAAGAAUGAAAACGUUUUUAAUAUACCAAUUGUUAUACCUGGCAGUAAAUCUGAUUCACAAAAAGCUGUUGAUGAAGAAAGUUUUCUUCCGUGCAGCACUUGGUUUAUCAGAAACAAUGAAACAAAUAAAAGAAAACAUUUAUUGAUUUAUUAA
Messenger RNA from Rotaria socialis, 435 nucleotides. NCBI's taxonomy places the organism in Eukaryota, Metazoa, Rotifera, Eurotatoria, Philodinida, Philodinidae. The record is from the annotation of a GenBank genome assembly.